GAGAGAGCGCGAGAGAGGGAAGCGAGCAGGGCUGCCUGGCCGCGGCGGGCGCGUGUGUGGCAAGGAGGAGCCGUCGAGGCCGGGGGAAGGAGGCACAACAGCCUUUCCACCGCUUCUCGUCGUCGCCCGGACGGCCACCCGCGCCAUGGGCGGCUCAGCCUCGAGUCUGCUGGACGAGAGCAAGUGCACCUACAUCCGAGGAAAGACAGAAGCCGUGAUCAAGAACUUCAGCCCGCAUUACAGACGCCAGUAUGCAGUGUCCUUUUGUAAGCACAUCCAGAACGAGCUAGAACAAAACAGAGACCUGCAGUCCCAGUUCUUAAAAACAAAGCCCCCGGCAGAAUCCACUGUGAUCUUUUAUGAAGGAGAAGUGACACAUUUUGCUGAAGACUUGAAGAAAUGGAAGGACAGAUACAUAGUGAUUAAGAACAACUAUGCUGUGGAGAGUUUUGAAAACAAAGAGGCUUUCCAGAAGGGCCUUAGCGCUAAAAGCUGCAUUCUCCCUGUUGGAGGCAAAGUACUGACAACAGAGGAGGAGUAUAACUCUCUAUCUGAUAAACAUUUUCCAGACCCCAAUGAUUUUCUCAAGCAAGCCUCAUUUGAAGCACAGGCCUUUUUAGAAGCCGUCCAGUUUUUCCGUCAGGAGAAGGGCCAUUACGGGACUUGGGAGAUGGUAACUGGCAAUGAAAUUCAGAUUCUCAGCAACCUUGUGAUGGAGGAGCUCUUACCUAGCCUCCAGAGCAUGCUGCUUCCUAAAAUGAAAGGCAAGAGGAAUGACAGAAAGAGGGCGUGGUUUGGGAUAGUAGAAGACACCUACCGGUUGGUCCAAGAGGAGGUUUCAGAAGGAUUAGGUGUCCUGAAAGAGGAAUGCAGAGAGGCUACCAAGGGGCUUGAAGGAACUAUUUGUUCAGACGUGGAUCAGAUUGUGAACUCCAAGAAUUUUUUAGCUGGGAAAAUAAAAGAGAGUGUAGCUGACUCUGUCCAGAAAUGCUGUAGUGAGAGCAUCCAGCCCUUUCUAGCUUCCAUACUGGAGGAACUGAUGGGUCCGGUGAGCUCUGGGUUUAGCGAAGUCCGUCUGCUUUUCGAAAAAGAAGUCAAUGAGAUCAGCCAGGACUUCCAAGCAACAAAUGAUAAUGCAAAGCUGAAAGAGAACGUGGAUCUGCUGAUGAGCCUCCCAUACAGCUCUGUGAAAAUGGAGCCUUGCUAUCUGAAGGUGAACCUCCUGCAAGAGCAGCUUCAGGAUCUCAAGAGUCGUUUCAAAUUCUACCAUAUUGACUUGAUUAUUCAGCAGACACAAAACCACAUGCAGGAGCUUAUGGAAAAUGCAGUAUAUACCUUUGACCAGCUGCUCAGCUUAGGCCAUCAGAAAGAUAUGGCCAGAAUGGCAACAGCCAUUGAAAAAGUCAAACUUCGCGUCCUAAAGCAAUAUGACUAUGACAGCAGCACUGUCCGGAAAAAGAUAUUUGAAGAUGCUUUGAUCCAAAUCACUUUGCCUACACUGCAGCGGACAUUGGCCUCAGCUUGCAAACCGGAGCUUCAGAAAUAUGAACAGUUCAUUUUUUCUGAUCAUACCAGUGUGAUACAAGUCGAAAAUGUAUACGAAGAGAUUUUACUUGAAACUCUGCUUGUUGAAACCCUAAAAGUGAUAAAAGAGGCUGCCCACUUGAAGAAACACAACCUCUUUGAGGAAACAAAGCUUCCUUCUGAAAGUGUAUCCAGCCUGAGUGACCUCAAAACCCCUUCAGGAUCAGCUCAAGCCAGCCCAGCUAGGAAACCAGUCGCCCACUUGACAGAGGUAUCACAUGCUGACAUUCAAAGUAAUGACAUGUUUGUGCCAGAAGUCACUCAGGAGGGUUACCAGGAGGCGGCAAAGACACUGGACAGUGAAGAAGGAAUUUCUGCUAAUGUUUCUAGUCUUCCUGCAGAAGGGAGGGAAGAAGGGAUGACCUCUGAUCUCAGUGGCAAGCAGGAAUCCCCCUCUGUGAUUCUUACGGUUGCAGAGGAAACAGUAACUCCACAGCUUCCCGAUGUUCAAGAAACAAAUUUCAGUGGAAGUCCAAGAACAGAAAAUGAGGUACUAAUGGAAGAGGAAAAGGUACCAGUUCCUGAUAGCUUGAAUGAAAUAAGAAACUUGCUGACCCUGACAGUAGAAUUGCCAGCGGAUGAUCCACUUGAGAACAAAGGAAGUGCACGUGAAUGUGAAAUUCCAAAAGCACAGGAAUCUGUAGACGAAAGGGACAAGGAGGACAAAAUGAUUGCAGAUGAGAGUCGAACAGGUGAGGUGCCGGAGUCUCCUAAAGUGCCUUUUCUACCCAGUGUAGAAGCAGGUAGUAUAGCUGUAACAAGCCUCUCUCUUUCACCCACUGUUGAAUCAGAUUAUAUAAAUGCAAUAAGCACCACUGGAGAAGGAAGCCACAGAACUGAAGCAGAUUCUCCAGAUGUGUCUGAGGAACUGGAUGUUUGUCAGGCCUCAAAGGCCAAUUUGGAGACAACGACAAGCAUCUGGUAUGCUGAUGUGGACAGUGGCAGUGCUAAUGACCAGUCUCAAGCAAAGCAACAUGCGGAAGGUGGACAGUCUGACCAGAGUGGACUAGAUCUUCCCCCUACUCACCUUAUCCCGGUCGAUGAGAAGCCACAAGUGGAACAACAUGUUGAAAGAGAACAAUCUGAGCAGGUGGAGGGGGGAUUUUGUACCCUUCGUUGUGCUUCAGUGGAUGACAGUCCACAGGUAGGGCCCCAUAUUGGAAAUGAAGAAUCUGGACAGUCCUUUCUUCAUUCUGUCCCACCCGAAGCAGAUUCUCAGAUUUCCCCUAGCUGUUCCAUUGAAACACAAGAGUCUACUAUUUUGAAUAUUGCAAAUUUGAGAGUAGAGUCAGCUGAUCUGCCAAUUUCUCCAGAAAUAAAAGAGAAUGAGGAUAACAUUGUGGAGAUCUCAGUGAACACACAGUCCCAAAGCUUCACCUUGUCUGAGGGGGGUGAUUCUAUGCCUGCAAGUUUGUCUUUGCAGAAUGCCGAUGUUGCAGAUUUGACAGAAGGAGAAAUGGGCGCACAGGAAAGUGCUGGAGGCAAUUGUCCUGAAUCACAGUGA
This is a messenger RNA of Gekko japonicus, 3088 nucleotides long. RefSeq names its product family with sequence similarity 129 member A (gene NIBAN1). The record is from RefSeq and is a predicted model, not a curated record. NCBI's taxonomy places the organism in Eukaryota, Metazoa, Chordata, Lepidosauria, Squamata, Gekkonidae. The transcript has 13 exons. Bases 146 to 3088 code for a protein of 980 amino acids.